AUGUCCGACCACAGUAUACCCAACGACGCGAAUUUCGCCGCUCUGGACCUGGACGACCCGAAUCUCUUCUGGCAGACCGGCGCAGCACUCUGGCCGACGGCUCACUCAGCUUACGGCUUCGACUCAAAUACACCGCGAUGUGUACGCAAGGACGCCGCUGCCACUGCUCUCGCGCUGGCGGGCGACGAUGCAUACCACGCGUCUCUUGACUCUUCAAUACCGGACGACGGGCUUUCCAACUUCGACUACCUACACGACGCCGCACCAGUGCCCAUGGCCCGGUCCCUGACGAUCGCUGGUUCUCACGAUUCUGGCUAUCAAUCGGCACCGACUUCAAAUCAUCCGCUUUACGCUAGCAACAACAACAACAACAACAACAACAACAACAACAACAACGGCAAGCGCAACCACCACCACAUCGACAUGGACUACUCUCAGAGCUACACUUACGGCACAACACCAUAUCGACCGACUGCGACGACUCAUGCUCAACCUCGACUCGACGACGUGCAAGUCUUUGAACCCAGCGAGUAUUGCUCAAAGUUUCAAAGCGACUCAAACGAUGCAGGUGCAACGCCAGCCUUCGAGAGCAACAAGCGGCUGAGGGUUGAGGGCACAGACGAAAGUCGACCUUCCUUUCAGCCUGCGUACGCCUCGAACCUGUGCAUGCCCUCAUCGGCACAUGAAGUAUCGCCAAGUACGAGUAUGCCGACCCACUUGUCGCCAUCCUCACUCUCAUCAAGUGAAGCGAUGAGCCGGCAAAGUAGUGUGACCAGUGUGUCGGUGACUGAUGCCUUCGACAUGAUGCGUGUUGAGUCUUCCUCCCUCAUCAAUGCUUCCGAUCUCUUCCCUGUCCAUUAUCUAGAAAAUAACUCUUUCGUAUCUUGUCCCGUUGAGAAGCCAGCUAGUAGUCUGAAUCAGCCUACUAUCGGUUUGCAAGAUGGUAAUGCCGCGCGUUUGCUUAGCAAUGUGGGAUAUGGCUCAGGUUGUACGGAACCAUUUUCUUUUGUUGUCGAUGGUCAGAACUUCACUGCUGCUCCUGGCGGUCAACAGAACGCUCAUGACACUACGCUACCGCAUCACGCGCAAGACAUGGAGCGCAGCGAUAGCUCUUCCAGCAACGCAUCGACAGAAGUCAAGGCCUCAGAUCGAAGACGCAAGCACAUCGAGAACGCACGACAGUCGAUUGCACCGAAGAGCAUCCCAGAAGGUCCAACCUCGUCAUCAGCAUCGACCACACCAGACGCCAAGCCUCGACAGAUCAAGCCGGAAACUGCCAGCACUAAGCACAAGGAAGUCAUUCCGAAAGCAUUAUAUGUCCGACCUCAGCAUCCCAAACUCUACUGCAACAUGUGCGAGGAGUUCCCUGGCGGCUUCCGUGGCGAGCACGAACUUCGACGACACUGGGAUCGAGCUCACGCCGAAUGUCGCAAGGUCUGGAUCUGUACCGAGCCGACGACACGAACUGAGUGGUGGCCAGCGAAACCACUCGGCAUUUGCAAGCAGUGUAAGCAACAAAAGCGGUACAACGUGUAUUACAAUGCUGCCGCUCAUUUGAGGAGAGCCCACUUCUGCCCUCGUAAGCGAGGUCGGAAAGCGAGAGGCGAGGAAAGGGAGAGCAGAGCUGGAAAGGCUGGAGGCGACUGGCCUCCUAUCGAGUGGUUGAAAGCCAAUGGGUGGCUGCAGGAAAUCGAGGUAUCCUCUGAUCAAGCAUUUGGUGCGAGCAUGAACAACAUACCAGAGCUGCCGAAUGACGAUUCGUUGCCGGAAACCUUUGAACUCCCUCAGCAACAGGAGAUGUAUAGCACUGCCGACGCUAUGCACUUCCAACAGUACCCUGCAGUCACCGACUUCACUACCGGCUACCCAACACCUAUCGACUGCACACCUACCAUGCAGUUUCCGACCAAUGAAUAUGUGGCACCAAUGAUGCAACAUACAGUUUCAGCACCUCCGACCUUCAACAACCCAGCAAUAUACACGACGGAUGGUUUGGUACAGAACGCUUUCGGAUAUUGA
Messenger RNA from Fulvia fulva, 2019 nucleotides. RefSeq lists its product as uncharacterized. The transcript is spliced from 2 exons. Lineage: Eukaryota; Fungi; Ascomycota; Dothideomycetes; Mycosphaerellales; Mycosphaerellaceae. Bases 1 to 2019 code for a protein of 672 amino acids. The record is from RefSeq and is a predicted model, not a curated record.